AUGCUUGAAGUGAAGCCAGACAAGAGCAGCAACUCUGAGUCCGACACUAAUUCGUCGACGAGGAAAAGUGGCGACGUUUUAGUCAAGGAUGAGACCAGCGUGCACCACAAGGACUUUACGAGUCCAACAGGCGGUGUUUUCGUGCCCUUGAACGAUGACGAUACGUCAUCGCUAUCUUCUGCAGCAGCAGGAGAAGACCCUGAGAAGAGAGAUCCCACGAAAUUGGAUCAGGACAACGUCUUGUCCGAGUACUCGGAGGAGCAGGUCAUGAACAUGGGCCGUGCAUUUGCAGCCAAGUACAACUUGCCCAACGAUGACGACAUUUUCGGGCGUGCAGCGGCCUUGGCAAGAAGACCAACCGAGUACGACAGGAUGGACCAUUUGAAAGAGGAUGAGCGUAUCGCAUGCUACGACGAGAUCCAUCACCCUUUCAGAAUGCCCAGAAAAUUGUUAAAUGUUAUCGCUGCUAGUGCCAUGGGUGCUGCCGUGCAAGGUAUGGACGAAACGGUCAUUAACGGUGCCAACCUUUUCUACCCAAAGGAGUUGGGGCUAGGUGCCAAGACUAAGAGAAACGACUGGCUACAGGGUCUAGUCAACGGUGCCCCCUAUCUAUGCUGUGCUGGUGUGUCUUGCUGGACCACCGACUUUUUGAACAACAGGUUUGGGCGUAAAAAAGUCAUCUUCAUCACAUGCUGUAUAUCUGCGAUCACUUGCUUCCUACAGGCAUUUGGGCCUGCUGGUACUAGAGGCUGGCAUUAUUUGUUCGCAAUGAGAUUUUUGUUGGGUUUCGGUAUUGGUCCAAAGAGUGCUACCGUCUCGGUGUACUUGGCUGAGUGUUCCACCAAACAGUUGCGUGGUAUAGUGUGCAUGAACUGGCAAACCUUUACCGCGUUUGGUAUCAUGUGGGGUUAUGUUUUCUCGUUGAUCUUUUACAAAGUUGGAAGAGCAGGCAUCGCAGGAGGUUUAAACUGGCGUUUAAUGUUGGCCAGUGCCAUGAUCCCAGCCAUCUUGGUCUUGUUCCAGAUCCCAUUCUGCCCUGAGUCCCCCCGUUGGUUGAUGGGUAAAGGCCGUUACCAAGAAGCUUACGAGUCCACCCUCACAAUCAGAAACCACAAGAUUUUGGCUUGUCGUGAUCUUUUCUACCAACACGUUUUGUUAAUGGAAGAAAACUCUUUGCAAAUGUCUUACCGCGAUAGAUUUAAGGAAGUGUUCACCGUUAGAAGAAACAGAAACGCCCUUGUCACUGCAUUCAUUUGUGCAUUCAUGCAACAAUUCUGUGCCAUUAACGUCAUUGCCUACUACUCUUCUGCGAUUUUCUUACAAUCUGGUUUCAGCGAAGUGUCUUCCUUGUGUGCCUCUUUGGGUUUCGGUUUAAUUAACUUCUUCUUCGCUAUACCUGCAUUUUUCAUGAUUGAUAGAUUUGGUAGAAGAUUCCUUCUAUUACAUACCUUCCCGUGGUUAGCAGUUUUCCUAUUAAUUGCAGGUUUCUCGUUCUGGAUCGAUGAUAGAGAUAAGAGAAUAGGAGUCGUCUCUAUGGGUAUCUACGUUUUCUCCGCUAUUUAUUCUUUCGGUUGUGGUGUUGUUCCAUUCGUUAUCGCCGGUGAAGUGUUCCCAUUAUACGUGCGUGCCAUCGGUGCAUCCCUUUUCACAAUUGUAUUAUGGGGUUUCAACUUUAUCCUCUCCCUAACUUGGCCAAGCAUGUUGCGUGCUUUCAAGCCACAGGGUUCUUUCGGAUUCUAUGCAGCUUGGAACGUCAUUGGAUGGUUCUUGGUCUACUUCUUCAUGCCAGAAACUAAACAAUUGACCUUAGAAGAAUUGGAUGAAGUCUUCGAUGUCCCCUUGAUGACGAGAGCCAGACACCAACUCUUGAACUUAUGGCCUAACUUCCAAAUUCAUUUCUUGAGAAGAAAGGGUGUUAAGCUACAGCCACCAUUGGACAGACAUCACAGAAUGGCUAUCAAAGCUGCUGAAUGGAAUGAAAAGGCCGAGGUAGAAGAAAUUGAAAUAAGGAAAGAUGAAGAAUGA
Molecule: messenger RNA, 2025 nt
Organism: Kluyveromyces marxianus DMKU3-1042
Lineage: Eukaryota; Fungi; Ascomycota; Saccharomycetes; Saccharomycetales; Saccharomycetaceae
Gene: ywtG
Product: sugar porter family MFS transporter
Exons: 1
Coding region: 1-2025 (674 amino acids)
Biological process (GO): transmembrane transport
Cellular component (GO): membrane
Molecular function (GO): myo-inositol:proton symporter activity
Source: RefSeq, a predicted model, not a curated record